Molecule: messenger RNA, 2822 nt
Organism: Micropterus dolomieu (smallmouth bass)
Lineage: Eukaryota; Metazoa; Chordata; Actinopteri; Centrarchiformes; Centrarchidae
Gene: ifngr1l
Product: growth differentiation factor 10b
Exons: 3
Coding region: 135-1514 (459 amino acids)
Biological process (GO): SMAD protein signal transduction; BMP signaling pathway
Cellular component (GO): extracellular region
Molecular function (GO): growth factor activity; cytokine activity
Source: RefSeq, a predicted model, not a curated record
ACCGUGGAGUUCGGGUCUGACACGGAUUACCUGGAUACCGGCUUGAAGUCUGGGUGGGCAUCAACCAGCGAGAAAAGGAAAGACUUUUUUGAGGUUUUUUUUACUGACUUUGGUUUCUCCACGUCUCUUUUUUUAUGGAAACAUUUCCUAGGACAUCAACCAUGGCAAGCCGACUUUUUCCUACUCUGCAUUUAUUACUGAUACUGGAGUCGAGCUGGGGUAAAGUCGUGUCUGAGGAUCUUGGUGAAGCCGUGCGUCAGGGUGCAGAUGUCCAACCGGCUGUAGAGCAGCGCGUCUUUGCGCACGAAAGCGCGAACCGGGAUAUGGUCUCCAUCAACAUGUUCAAAGUGUACGAGAAGUACAGCAAGGAGCCGCAGAGCCAGAGGGAGGGAAACACCGUGAGAAGUUUUAAAGCUGUCCCGAGAGUCUUGCACGGUAAGGACGUGCUCCAGUUCAACCUGGCCUCCAUGCAAGAAUCAGAGCUCAUCCUCUCCGCCUCUUUUCACUUCCUCUACAAGCGGCCCCGCCACCACCAGCGACCGUGGCGUUUCCGAAGGCCUCGCCACCCAUCUGGCGGCCACCAGCAUCCAUAUCCUCCCUCCCCGCAGCUCCUCUUCCGCGGAUCAUCCCCAAACUCAUCUUUUGCAACACUGCUGGGAAACAUAACUCUGGCUCCUUUCAAGAAAGGCUCUUGGCAAACAAGGGACAUAACAGCGAUGGUGAAACACUCCAGGGAAGUGAAAGAACUUGUGGUCACGGUGGAGUUUGAUAUGAGGUUUGGGACGCAGCAGAGGAGUCCUCACGGCCAAGAGCGCCUCUCUUCAGCCAACCUGCCGUAUAUCUUGGUAUACGCUGAUGAUCAAGCUAUAGAUGAGCCGAACAGCGUGGCCAUGUCACUCCAGCGGUACGGGUCCUUCCCUGUAGGAGAGGAUGCAUCCUCCUCAGCUUCAGCCUCAAGGAUCCGGAGGGAACUUCAGCUCCAGAUCCAAACCAACGACAUCCCAGAGGUCCAGUACAACUCCUUGAAGAAUCAUGAAUUGUGGCAGAACACAUAUUUCCCAGCAAAAUCCAAAGCAGAGGUGAAACCGGGCAGGAAGCAGGGGCCGGGGGUCAGCGAGAGCCUGAGUAAACCCCAGGUGCUUAGCUUUGAUGAGAGGACGAUGAAAAAGGCCAGGAGGAGACAGUGGAGUGAGCCCAGGGUCUGCUCCAGGCGCUACCUCAGGGUGGACUUCGCUGACAUUGGCUGGAGCGAGUGGGUUUUGGCGCCAAAGUCAUUUGAUGCCUUCUACUGCGCCGGGACCUGUGGAUUCCCCAUCCCUAAAGUGGUGCGUCCCUCCAAUCACGCCACCAUCCAGAGCAUCGUCAGAGCUGUGGGAAUCGUCCCUGGUGUCCCCGAACCGUGCUGCGUUCCAGAGAAGAUGAGUCCCCUUAGCGUUCUUUUCCUGGAUCCACACAGGAAUAUGGUGCUAAAGGUUUACCCCGGCAUGUCUGUGGAUACCUGUGCCUGUCGAUAGGGUCGGAGCAAUCAAUGAAGAUAAAAGAUUAUGAGGAGUUCGUACAUGUAGACUCAUCAUUUGUCAGGAGGGCAUUUCCACAUCGAAGAGGACAGUAGUGAUGAAGACAGCUGAGAUAAACUGGACGACUGGCAGGGCUCUAGUUCUUGAGUCUCAGUUUGAGAACUCUUUUCUGGGUCUUGGACUAGUCACUGUCAUGACUGGACGUUGACUCGACUUUUUCCUGCUUUUCUAACAUGUUUUUUUCCUCAUGUUUUUCUCCACCCAGCCCACCUUUCUUUAUUUUUCUCCCCUCAUCCAGAAGCAGUUGUAAGAAGUGCACUUAAUACACCCCAGUGUACGUAAUGCUCCUAAAUGUUCUAUGUAUUGGACGUUGAAGUUAAGCACAAAACUCUUGCAGGUAGAUCUUUGUCUCUGAUCCUUUAUAAACUUUUUCAGUCCCUUUCUUCACUUUUAUAAAGUGAUUUUGCCUGAUUUAAUAUAAGACAAGAACAACUCACUCAGCUUGGACCUGGUUUUGUGAUUGGUUUCAACUUUACUAAGCUCAACGUCUUUCAACAUUUCCUGACUGCUUGCGGGCAUCAGUAUCCUCUACUGUUUGACACUGUCUUUAGGAUUCAACUGAAUUUCGAACAAACUGAUAAACUGCACACAGACUCACAGACUCAGGAGGGUCUGAGGGACACAGAGGCUGCAUGGCAGCACACUUAUAUCCUACCCAAAUUAAUUAACCCUUGUCAUGAAAAUACUGUAGUUACUAAUGCAAACUAAAUGGUACUUCUUAAUAAGUGAUGUUACUGAACACCUCCCACCUAUUAGCAAGAAAUGUUAUUCAUGCAUGAGAGGUAAUAUCGUCUUUGAACUAUAAUUCAAUAGCCAUUUGUUUAUAUUUUGUAUAUAAUGAGUGUAUUUUGACUCCUACUGAGAUUUAAUGUAGUACGAGCAUUUUGUAGCUUGUUUCUGCUACAUGUUACAGCACAGAGGGAAAGCAGUGCUUUGCUGCCACCUGCUGUGCAUUUUGAGAUAGCUUAAGGGGCUAAAACAUACAUACUAAAAAUUUUGAAGGAGAAUGUUCAAGUACUCCUUGUGGCUAUUCACUAUUUCCCUUUAAUACAUAAAUACUGUUAAUCAAAGAUGACAUGUACAGUUUGUAAUAAUAAUAGAUUUCCAUAGUAGGUAAAAUGGGAUAAAUGUAUCCAACCUUAUAACGUAUGGCUAAAAGUGUAUUUGUAAGUGUGAUGUGUGCUUCAACAAAUCAUAGUCAUGAUGUAUAACAUGGUAAGGAAAUAAACUGAAUUGUACAUACGG